AUGGUGUCUGGUGUUUGGUCUGAUGAUGGCAAUAUGCAGCUCGAGGCAACCACACAGUUCAGAAAGUUGCUCUCGAUUGAGCGGAGCCCUCUGAUUGAGGAAGUCAUACAAGCUGGAGUUGUUCCACGAUUUGUCGAGUUUCUAACGAGAGAGGACUUUCCCCAACUUCAGUUUGAAGCAGCUUGGGCGCUUACAAAUACUGCUUCUGGAACAUCUGAGAAUACUAAAGUUGUGAUUGAUCAUGGUGCUGUACCGAUAUUUGUAAAGCUUCUGGGUUCACCAAGUGAUGAUGUCCGCGAGCAGGCUGUAUGGGCUCUAGGAAAUGUGGCUGGGGAUUCUCCAAGAUGUCGUGAUCUUGUGCUUGGCAAUGGAGCUUUGCUUCCACUGCUAGCUCAACUUAAUGAGCAUGCAAAAUUAUCGAUGCUUAGAAAUGCUACAUGGACAUUGUCGAACUUCUGUCGUGGGAAGCCACAACCUCCAUUCGACCAGGUUAAGCCUACUCCUCCAGCCCUUGCACGACUUAUUCAUUCUAAUGAAGAGGAGGUAUUGACUGAUGCCUGUUGGGCACUUUCAUAUCUAUCUGAUGGUACCAAUGACAAAAUUCAAGCUGUCAUUGAAGCUGGUGUUUGCCCUCGUCUGGUUGAACUCUUGCUGCACCCUUCUCCUUCUGUUCUCAUUCCCGCACUUCGGACUGUUGGAACUAUUGUCACUGGUGAUGAUUUGCAAACUCAGUGUAUCAUCAAUCAUCAAGCACUUCUUUGUCUUCUCAACUUGCUGACCAACAACUAUAAGAAGAGCAUCAAGAAGGAAGCUUGCUGGAAUAUCUCUAACAUAACUGCUGAAAAGGAGCCUGUUUUAGCCGCAACGAAGCUAGUUUUUGAAAGAGUUGUUCAUACCGAUAAAUCAUUGGCUGCCUUGUGGAAUUGUGCUCUAAUCUGUCUAUGUUACUCUUGGGUUGUGCUUAUUCGGAUUCCAUUUGUGUUCAACCAGCCUUUGUGUCUGCUAGCUGCGGAGUUGGUUGCGAUGUUCUAUCAAACUCUUCCACUAUCUGAAGACUGUAACUCACAUGAGCGCUGCUGUCCAACUCCCAGAACCGAGGCUGAUGUCCCACUCCUAGAUAUUGGCCAGGCAAUUAUGUACAAUAGAUUCUGGCUAGGCGAUUUGUGCACAAGGGAAACCAGGUGGAGUUGCACAUUCUUGUGCAGUGGAUGCAUCAGUCACCCGAGGAAGCUAUUUGGGAUGACUUGCUUUCCUUCAAAGCACUGCAUCCUACUUUUCCAGCUUGAUUAUAGCUUGAGGACAAGCUGUCUCUGA
This is a messenger RNA of Linum tenue, 1314 nucleotides long. Lineage: Eukaryota; Viridiplantae; Streptophyta; Magnoliopsida; Malpighiales; Linaceae. The record is from the annotation of a GenBank genome assembly.